UAAAUAACCUGUAUUGUUUGUGUUGCAUCAAAUUAAAUUCAUCUUCUGUUUCGCAAGUGACUCAGGAGUUGAUAUUUUUAGGAAGCUUCUCAAAUGACUCGCAAGUGCAAAACAAUUGCUUUAGAAAUCUUUACAAAUAUUGGCAAAUACACCUGGCAUUUAAACACACACCCUAGGAAAACAUCACAACGGCAUGACCUACACUGAUCUGAUGAAUAAUACAAGAGCACACGAUCUCACGGAUUAAUAUAUGCAUUAACCAAUUUCGCAAUUCUUAACGCAGUAGAAAAAAGGUAAGUAAGGCACAUAUGGGACAUUUCCUGAUGGCUAGGUAACUAGUUUAAUAGCUUGAGGGCUCUGGAGCCGGUUCAUACAGAAACACUCGAAUUCCCGAGGCAUUGUGCUGCAGCUUAGCAGCAUGGCAAGUGAACAGGCCAAAGAUAAUGCUGUAGUAAAAACAGCUAGAGAGGGGGUUAAGAAAUACACAUUACUGACAUGUCUGGGGGGUGUUAUUAUGACAAGUUUUACGCUUAAUAUGUGCACGGGAAUGAGGCAGCAGCUGUCUGAGGUCUUGAUGUAUAGCCUAGCGUUUAAAUUUGUUUUAAAAGGUACUCUUUUUUUAACAUGACCAUUUUGAGCAAUAAAAAAAAUAUAUUAAUAAAACUACAAAAGGGAAAGAUCAGAGAUCUCAUUAAGCAGUGAUGAUUUGCAGACCGAGUUCUGUGCAGCUGAACCAGCAGAAUCCAGUCCAGCCCUCCCAUCAGCUUCAGCAUGGCUUGCUUCAUUAAAGACACACAAAAGCAGAUGAGAAAACUGACCCCUGCCAUACGUCAAACAUUAGACUAACUAUAAUAAAUUAUUUAUUUAAUGACAAUAUUCCUUUUAAAACGCUCAUCUUGCCAUACACACUAUAGUUUGUGGAGGGGGAAAACGGUCUUGUGACUUGACAAAGGGUUGGUGAAAUGUUGUCAGAAGACUAUAGCUCGAGACUUUAAACAUCUGCAUAAAUAUAUAUAUAAAAAAACGUGUUUUACAUUUUAAGAUUCUUGUUAAAAACGUGUUUUACACCCUUUUCCUAGAAUACGUUUUUUAAAUAAUGAUCACUUUAUAAUAGCAAAAGCAAAUGAAAGGUCCGCCUGUUAUUAAUUGUUAAUGCAAUUCAAUUUUGAAUCUUUAGGGAAAGUUGCAUGUUGAGCGGCGCACGCGAGAUGUAAUGCUACUGCUAACCAGAUCAAACUGGCCGUGUGACGCUGAACUUUACACUCUAAUUGUCAGCGGCUGAGGGCGUCAGGAGAUUGGUGCUGCUCGUCGGGCUCCGCAAAAACAACUCCAAAUAUGUUCAAAGGAAGACUUAACGGAGAAAAACACUCCAGUAAGCCAGGCAAGGACAUCUCUCAGUAAUUAACAGGUACAGUAUGACAACAUAAUCCUUGUGUCCGUUUUCUUAGAUCAUUUAUGAAAUUACAUUUAUCUCCUCUUGUAAGGUAUGUCUAUUUGACACUGGGAGGAUUCAUCUUUGCUAUUCUAACAAUGGGUUCAUACAGCUUAUUGCUGUUCUUCAGUGCCGUCCUUCUCCUGCUGCUGAUAUAUUGUCUACACCCAACGCAUAUUCAUCAUUGGACACUGGGACUGCAGAUGUGUUGGCAAACCGUCUGGCACUUGUACAUCCAGUACCAGUUAUACUGGCUUCAAGAGACACCAGACUCCAGGCUAUUACUGGCCAUAUCUGCUCUAAUGUUGAUGACACAGAGGGUUUCUUCUCUAUCUCUUGAUCUGCAGGAGGGAACAAUCACUAGUUCUUUUCAAAACAGCAGUCAAGAUCUGUCUGUCCUUAUACCAUUUCUAAGCUACUCGCUUAAUUUUCCUGCACUUCUUGGAGGGCCACUUUGCAGUUUUAACACUUUUGUGCAGUCUGUUAGGCAAAUGAGUGUGACUCCACAUUUGACUCCAUAUUUAAGGAGACUUACUUCAAAGAUAUUGCAAGUUAUAAUUUUGGUGUGGAUUAAAUAUCCUCUCAAGGAGCUCUUAAAAUCAAUCACAUUUAGAGUAAACAGCCCUUGCGUUUGUCAAAACAUAAUAUGGAUCUGGAUCCUGUCACUGCUACUUAAGAUGAACUAUUAUGCACACUGGAAGGUCAGUGAAUGUGUUAACAAUGCUGCAGGCAUAGGUUUCCAUGGGUACAGUCACAGUGGAAAAAAAUCAUGGGAUGGGUUUUCUGAUGGCAGUCCAUGGGUGACUGAAGCAUUGAGUCGUCCUUCAGCGUUUGCACGCCAGUGGAACAGAACCACGGCAGUGUGGCUUCGAAGAAUGGUCUUCAAAAGAUCCAACAUAUCUCCACUGUUUAUGACCUUUUUGUUUUCAGCAUGGUGGCAUGGCCUUCAUCCAGGUCAGAUUCUGGGCUUUAUCAUCUGGUCUGUCACCGUGCAAGGGGACUAUAAAAUGCAUCACUUCUUGCAUCCAAUGCUUACCUCCAAGUGGAGGAAAUGGCUGUAUGUGUGUUUAAACUGGGCUUUUACACAACUGACCAUUUCAUGUGUUGUUGUCUGUGUGGAGCUCCAGAGCUUGGAGUCAGUGAAACUGCUCUGGUGUUCAUAUAUCGCUGUGCUUCCACUACUGAGUGUUCUAAUAAUUAUAAUCCUGUGAGAAAUUCACAGAAGCAGCGUUAACUAUACAAAUGUAAUACAAAUAUGUCAUCAAAUAUCUAAUUAAAUAUAGUAAACAUGAAAGCUUAACCAAGCUUGCAUGAUUAGCAAGAAUAUUUGAGCUUAUACCAUAUAUUAUAUUUAAUGUGCUCUGUAUGCAUCAGUCUGUAUGUCUAUAUAUAAAUA
Carassius auratus (goldfish) is the source of this 2828-nucleotide messenger RNA. RefSeq names its product membrane bound O-acyltransferase domain containing 4 (gene mboat4). NCBI's taxonomy places the organism in Eukaryota, Metazoa, Chordata, Actinopteri, Cypriniformes, Cyprinidae. Gene Ontology annotation, molecular function: serine O-acyltransferase activity. Gene Ontology annotation, biological process: peptidyl-serine octanoylation; lipid modification. Gene Ontology annotation, cellular component: endoplasmic reticulum membrane. The transcript is spliced from 3 exons. Bases 1456 to 2643 code for a protein of 395 amino acids. The record is from RefSeq and is a predicted model, not a curated record.